UCUUGCAUACGUAUUUCAAAUGUAUGGAAAGUUCAGACGCAGAAAAGGUGUUUGAGGAAUUGCGUGUGCGAAAUGUAGUAUCCUGGAACAUUUCGAUUCGUGGUAUAUUUGACUCUGUGAAGCUGGGAUUGGAUUUGGAUUGCUUUGUUGGCAGUGCUCUUGUUGAUUUCUAUGCAAAACGUGGCUUAGUUCAGAAUGCAAGGUUGGUUUUUAGUUGUGUUCGGUUUAAAGAUUUGGUUAUGUGGAAUGUGAUGAUCUCAUGCUACACUUUGAAUUGUUUACCCCUGAAGGCAUGGGCCAUUUUCAACUUGAUGCGAUUGGAAGGCGUAAAAGGCGACGAGUUCACAUAUAGUAGUCUUAUAAGUUCAUGUGUCGCUUCUGAUUGUUAUGACUCUGGAAGGCAGAUUCACAGUCUUAUCCUUAAACAGUCAUUUGAUUCUGAUGUUUCAGUGGCUACCGCUCUGAUCAACAUCUAUGCCAAACAUGAAAACAUAACCGAUGCUCUACGUGUUUUCGACAAGAUGGUAAUUCGAAGUGUGGUGUCUUGGAACACCUUGAUUGUUGGGUGUGGACAGUGUGGACAUGGGAAUGAAGUCAUGGAGAUUCUUAGAAAUAUGCUAAGGGAAGAAACUCACCCUGAUGACUUGACUCUUUCCAGCACCAUUAGUUCAUGUGGGUAUGCCUCUUCUAUUACUGAAACCAGGCAAGCUCAUGCUCUUACAAUCAAAUCAGGACUUGAGGAAUCUAUAUCUGUAAGCAAUUCUUUGUUAACCGCAUACUCCAAGUGUGGCACUAUUGCUUGUGCAUAUAAAUGUUUCAGGUCCAUCCUACAACCUGAUGUUAUCUCAUGGACUUCAAUGAUAAAUGCAUAUGCCUUUCAUGGUCUUGCCCAAAAAGCAAAUGAGACAUUUGAGAAGAUGUUAUCUUGUGCCAUAAAACCAGACAAAAUAUCAUUUCUUGGUGUUCUCUCUGCUUGUGUUCAUUCUGGGCUAGUAAUCAAGGGCCUUUAUUACUUAAAACUAAUGACGAAGGUGUAUCAGAUUGAGCCGGAAACAGAGCACUAUGCCUGCAUAGUGGACCUUCUCGGACGAUGUGGGUAUAUAUAUGAGGCCUUUGAGUUCUUAAGGUCUAUGCCAAUUGAACCAGAGGGAAACACAUUAGGAGCUUUUAUUGGAUCUUGCAAAGUACAUGAACAGAUAGUUCUGGCUAGGUGGGCUGCACAGAAGCUGUUGAUGAUAGAGCCAAAGAAGAGUGUGAAUUACACUGUGAUGUCCAAUAUUUAUGCUUGUUACAAGCGUUGGUGUGAAGUGGAAAGAUUGCGCAGAAAGAUGGAGGAAAGGUGCAGUUCAAAGGUCAGAGGUUGUAGCUGGAUAGAGAUUGGUAAUGAGAUUAGUUUCUUUGUGUCUUGUGAUAGAUCCCACCCUGAAGCUCUAGAAGUGCAUGCUACGUUAGCAAUGUUGAUAAGUACAAUGAAAGAAGAUGGCGUUUGGAUUGUAUAA
This is a messenger RNA of Neltuma alba, 1499 nucleotides long. RefSeq names its product pentatricopeptide repeat-containing protein At2g46050, mitochondrial-like. The transcript is spliced from 2 exons. Gene Ontology annotation, molecular function: RNA binding; protein binding. Lineage: Eukaryota; Viridiplantae; Streptophyta; Magnoliopsida; Fabales; Fabaceae. The record is from RefSeq and is a predicted model, not a curated record. Gene Ontology annotation, biological process: RNA modification. The coding region runs from base 24 to 1499 and encodes 491 amino acids.